CUCGUCCAACGAGCUGUUCAGUCUCCCUCUUGUCCUUGUGUGUGCUGGGUACAACUCAUUUUAGUCACUUGUCCAAAUUUGACAUAGUCUUGGCCCAUCAUCUGGCAGACAAUGGAUGUGAAGGCAGCCGUAGAAGACGUUUUCUCUCUGUUCGGAGAUUUCGGAAACGACGACUACUUAGGUGAAAUGGUCAGCCAGGAGCAACACGCCCUUCAGGCUGCUCAUCUAGCCGAAACCGAAGGGUUUCCUGCUGAAAUUAUCAUCGGAGCUUUACUCCACGACAUCGGACACCUGCAGGGAAAACGUCUCGCAAAACCCCAAAUGGUCACAGACGGCUUGAUGUACGGCGUCUGCAACCACGAGGCUCUCGGCCAGGAGUACCUUGAAGGACUCGGAUUCCCUCCAGAGGUUUCAGACUUCGUCAGGAGACACGUCGAUGCGAAAAGAUAUCUCGUGACUACAGACCCUACGUAUUACGGACGCCUGUCCUCAGCCAGUAAGACGACACUGGAACACCAAGGAGGAAGGAUGAGCGAAGAUGAAGUCGAGGUAUUUCGCAAGGAUCCUAAAUUCCAGGCCAUUCUGCGCAUGCGCGCUUGGGACGAGAGAGCCAAGGACCCCAAUGCCGUCACCCCUUCUCUUCAGCACUACAAAGAUAUCUGUCUAGCUUACCUGACCAAAAGGUGUAAGUGAGAUAACCAGGGUAUUAUCGAAGUGAGAUAACCAGGGGAUUAUCGAGAUAAUGCAUGUUCAGCAGGAUUGAAGAAGCAAUAUAACAUUGAUCGAGCA
Molecule: messenger RNA, 789 nt
Organism: Macrobrachium nipponense
Lineage: Eukaryota; Metazoa; Arthropoda; Malacostraca; Decapoda; Palaemonidae
Product: 2-amino-1-hydroxyethylphosphonate dioxygenase (glycine-forming)-like
Exons: 5
Coding region: 112-693 (193 amino acids)
Source: RefSeq, a predicted model, not a curated record